GGGGACACGGCGCACAAAAUCCUAUGAUCAGCGAGCAGGCUGAUCACUCCCUCUCUCUCAUGUCGGGGGCGGGAGAGGAUCGGGGUAUGUGGAUGAGGGCGGACGAGCAUAUGCGAGAAGACGGGGGAAGAAAUACGGAUUCGAUGAUGAUGGUUGCGGUGAUGAUGGUGGCGGGACUACGGCGGAGGAGGAAAAGGAGGGCGGCGGAACAGGGAUCGAUGAUGAUGAUGAUGAUGGUGAUGACCGUGACUAUGGUGACGAGGAGGACGGGGUUGAUCACAAUAGACGCAUUCGAUAGCUGAUGAUAAUGAUAUCGACUAUCGGGAUGAUGGAGAUGAUGGCGACGAGGAGCAGCGGGAGCAGGGAGGACGGGGAAGGUGAUGAUGGGGACGAGUAGGAGCGGGAGCAAGGAGGACGAGGAAGGUGAUGAUGGCGACGAGGAGGAGCGGGAGCAAGGAGGUCGAGAGCGGAGGAGAAGGAUGGAGGAAGAAGAUAAGGAGGAGAGCGGAGGAGAACGAUGGAGGAAGAAGACAAGGAGGAGAGCGGAGCAAAGGAUGGAGGAAGAAGACAAGAGGACGGCGGGGAGUUACCGGCUGCCGAUGACGAGGCGAGUACAUCCCCUCUGAUGGGUGCGAGGAGGAGCGGGGGCAAGGAGGACGAGGAAGGUGAUGAUGGCGACGAGGAGGACGAGGAGGAACGGGAGCAACGAGGAUGAGGAAGCUCAUGAUGGCGACGAGGAGGACUUGGAGCAAGGAGGAACGAGAGAGAGGUAGAGGACAAGAAGAAGACUGGAAGUACCCGAGACUACAUCCCCUCCGCCCUCGUCUUUUUUUUUGUUGGGCGCUGACGAUGACUUCCAUUUUCCUUUUUCUCCGGUUUUCUUUUCCGCCCCGAUUAUUGCGGGAUUACGAUAAAAAAACGGAGGAGGAAGGUGUGCUUGACGAGAGGGAAGAGAAACAGCAGGAGGAGGAGGAGGAAAGAUGGAGGAAGAAGGAUGAAUGAAAAUUUAUGGUCAUG
Molecule: messenger RNA, 1017 nt
Organism: Chara braunii
Lineage: Eukaryota; Viridiplantae; Streptophyta; Charophyceae; Charales; Characeae
Source: the annotation of a GenBank genome assembly